Messenger RNA from Silurus meridionalis, 1701 nucleotides. It is a transcript of the gene plin2, whose product is annotated as perilipin 2. Gene Ontology annotation, cellular component: cytosol; lipid droplet. Lineage: Eukaryota; Metazoa; Chordata; Actinopteri; Siluriformes; Siluridae. Gene Ontology annotation, biological process: lipid storage; positive regulation of triglyceride storage. The coding region runs from base 134 to 1417 and encodes 427 amino acids. The record is from RefSeq and is a predicted model, not a curated record. The transcript is spliced from 8 exons.
ACGUCACAAUCAGUGUCUCGCGAGACGCUGGUCGGCGGAUAUAAAAGGGAGAUCGGGAAAGUUGACAGAGCACAAGAAACUUCUAGUUUGUCCUCCGCCUUUGCCACAGCACAACGGUAAAACAGAGAGAAUCAUGCCUCCUGUGGAAAUAAUGAACGAGAAUGUAGUCACUCGAGUGGCCAAGCUGCCGCUGGUGAGCUCCACGUAUGGCAUGGUGUCAGACUUGUACAGUAACACCAAGGACAACCAUCCAACCAUCAAGUCGGUGUGCGAAGCCGCCGAAAUGGGUGUAAAAACGAUCACUUCAGCUGCCCUUACCGGCGCCAUGCCGAUCAUUGGCAAGCUGGAACCUCAGUUUACUCUGGCUAAUGACCUCGCUUGUAAAAGUCUGGAUAAAAUCGAGAAGACCCUGCCAAUACUUCACCAGCCUUCUGGACAGCUUGUUACCAGUGCGAAAGACAAAGUCACUGAAACCAUGAAUGGUGCCAAGGAGACAAUGUCUCACACCCUGAGUCACGUGAUGGUCAGAACCAGAGGAUUAGUGCAGGAUAGCAUGGAGAAGACUAAACUUGUUGUCACUGGUGGUGUCCACACGAUGAUGGACAGCAAAAUGGCAAAGCUAAUGAGCAGCGGUGUGGACACUGCUCUGAGCACUUCAGAGAAUCUGGUUGAGCGAUAUCUGCCUGCACCUGAGGACAGUCAAGAAACUUAUGAAAUAAAUGUGGCCAAAGGUUUUGAUGAUGAGACCAACGAACCCAGCUACUAUGUGCGCCUGGGCUCAAUCUCCACCAAGCUGCGACAGAGGGCAUAUCAGAAGGCUAUCAGCAAGGUUCGUGACGCCAAGAACAACAGCCAAGAAUCCAUCUCUCAGCUUAACCGUACCAUGGAUCUGAUCGAGUACACAAGGAAGAACAUUGAUGGUGCCAACCAGAAAGUGAGUAAAAAACUCAGUGCAUUGAUGGACUGGAAGCCUACAUCUCAGAGCGAUGAGGACACAGACAACAAGGCAGAGCUAAUCGAGUCCCGGACCUUGACCAUCGCUCGCAACCUGACGCAGCAGCUACAGACGACUUGUUUGUCCCUUGUGUCCCACGUCCAGGGUCUGCCACAAAACAUCCAAGAGCAAACACUGUUUAUUAGUUACAUGGCCAUGGACGUAUACAGCAGGUUUAACAAUGCUGCAGCUCUGAGCGACCUGUCCGACACUAUGCUCAUUAGCACUCGCAGCCAGCUGACGCGAAUGAGAGAUUCCAUUGACAACGUCAUGGAUUAUUUGGUCAAUAACACACCACUCAACUGGCUGGUGGGUCCGUUUUACCCUCGCCCAGAACCAAACAGUAAAUCAAGAAGCCAGUCCAGUGAAGAGAGCAGUGUCAAGCCUGAAGUGGAAAUGCAGCCACUUAAUCAGGAACAUUAGAUUACUAACAAGGAGGUCUUUGCAAUGUUUUUAAAAGUUCUGAAUGUCUAUUCUUUACUAUAAAAUACUGCUAAAUCUAUAACUCUACUACUAUCUCUAUCUUUGUCAUAAACACAUGAAAUAAAUAAUCUGCAGUAAUUACACCAGCAAUGAAUACAUGAAUAAUAUACAACACACAACCCAGUUAACAAAUGUUUUAUUCUUAUAAUCAGCAUUAUAACCAUAAGUUUCUUAUGUUUUGCUUUUGUACUGUCUUUCUAAUAAAACCAUAAUUAUAUAAAUAA